Auanema sp. JU1783 is the source of this 546-nucleotide messenger RNA. NCBI's taxonomy places the organism in Eukaryota, Metazoa, Nematoda, Chromadorea, Rhabditida, Rhabditidae. The record is from the annotation of a GenBank genome assembly.
AUGAAUAGUGAUCUAAUCACGUUUAUAGUUUUCAUUCAGUUAGUCAUUCCUAGCACCAACUGUCUGAAAUGUUUUCAAUGCCAAAACUAUGGAGGUGAAAGAAGCAUCUGCUCAGCUUCUACUGAUUGUACUUCUCCAAUUUGCUACAUCGUUCAUUUUCCGCCUGCGUCAACGUCAACUGAAUUCGUUUCGGGUUGUUAUCCAAAUUCUUUAUCCAUAACAGAUUAUUGCUAUACAGAUACUAAAAAUAGAACUAUGUGUGCUUGUUUGUCACAAUAUUGUAACACACUGGUUAAUGCUGCAUCUUUUCGCAAUACCACAGAGAAUCUCAUAAAAGAUUUAGAUAUAGACGUCGUACUAUCGACAAAAACUGCAAGAAUGGAGGUAACAACUCCAACUACAACUGUUCUCACAUCUCAAACUACAAGCUCUAAUGUACCGCCACCAACUACUGCAACUAUUCAAACCACCACGAAAUGUACAGUAUACAGCGCAGUCUCCUAUGUCAUAAUCUUUUCUUUGAUUUCGGAUCUAUUCUCUCAUUGA